AUGCUUAUCGACCUCGUCCCUCUGCAGGAAACGAUGGUCUGUAAGAACUAUAAAAACACAACGGAUUGCCCAGAGCGCUACUUUUCGAUGGACUAUCAGAGCGCACGGGAAAAGUUCUUAAAAGCGGCUAGGGCGGUUAAUGCCGAAACUAAAAGUCACAUCGUUUUCACUCGAGAUGAUAUGCGCUAUUUCACGGACUCCGCUUUCUUGAAGGGAGAGAUAUCAGACAAGUUGCUAGUUCACGUAUGUGGGAUUCGCGGCGUGGAGGGCUAUAUUGGGAGCGCCAUUCAGAACAAAAUACUGGAAGAUUGGAGCAAAUCUUCUUCGGGUCGUCCAUCUGUUCUUUUCAUUCAUGCCGUUAACCCCUAUGGCAUGGCACACAAUCGACUCCUUAACGAAGAGGCAGUCGAUCUUAAUCAUAAUUACAUCUUGGAGGAGGAAUGGGAUGAAAUUAAGCAUCAGAAUUCGGAUACAGAGGAUUACAUUAUUCUAAAACAGCUACAAUCAGCAACCACAGCACCACGGCUAAUUGAUCGAUAUCUUUUCUUCUUACAUCUUAUCAAGAUAGUCGUAAAGUAUGGGUGGAGUCCUCUUAAAAAGUCCAUUAUCACAGGACAGCAUCAAGAUCCUAACGUCAUCUUUUACGGUGGAAAUAAUGUACAAUCCAGCAUACGCAUUCUCCAAGAGCUAAUGCAAACAUAUUCUAAAGGAGUAACAGAAGCAAUAUUCAUGAAUAUACAAACAGGUACAGGAUCCAAUAGAAAAAAGACCAUAUUAGUGCAUAACAAGAAUCAGGAAGAAAUCAUUAAAGAAAUCUUCAAAAAGGAACAGGUUCAGAGCGUUGGGCUUCCUGCGGAUGCGAUGAGCGGUGGGCACGGUCGCGCCGCGGGUGCAAUUCGACUGGCCCUGGGGCUUGCACCCAAGACGCUGAUUGUCACCGAGGAGUUCGGCACCAGCAGCCCGUUGUCAGCCACUCGAGCUGUUGCGUUGGAGGGCGCAGCCUAUCACGCCUGCCCUGGGUCAUAUGUCCACCACGUCAUGGGUACGUGGCUACGGGAAGCAUUCUAUCCACAGGAGACGAAGUACAAAAAAAUGGUACUGUCGAGCGGUAUUCACGCGUUUGAAGAUGCCGUUCAUUACCUCUCAAAUGCAGCUUCUUAA
Molecule: messenger RNA, 1161 nt
Organism: Phytomonas sp. EM1
Lineage: Eukaryota; Euglenozoa; Kinetoplastea; Trypanosomatida; Trypanosomatidae
Source: the annotation of a GenBank genome assembly